AUGGCUAUCGGCAUCGCGAUCAUCGGAAGCGGCAUUUUCGUCAAGGAAGAGCAUCUGCCAGCCGUCCAAGCUGUUCCUGAACUAGUCAGCGUAAAAGCGAUCUACUCGCGAUCGCUCAAGUCCGCCAAAUCUGUCUCUGAAAACCUGUCCGAUGUCGAUCUCUACAGCGACGAUUCAGAUGGCAAAACCUUUGACGACUUGCUGAAGCGUGAUGAUAUCAAAGGUGUCAUAAUAGCUCUCCCCAUUCCCAACCAACCAGAAUACAUCAAGAAAGCCCUCGCAGCCGGGAAACACGUACUCGCCGAAAAGCCCGUAGCCAAAGACAUAGCCACGGCAAAGGACCUUCUCGCAUGGACCAAAUCCACAUCCAACACAAAAUCCGUCUACAGCGUCGCUGAAAACUUCCGCUUCCUCGACUCCUUCCUCUACGCCGCCAACGCCAUCUCCUCCCUAGGCCGCGUGCUAACUUUCCGCGCCCGCGUCGCCGCAUUCGUCGCGCCGGGAAGCAAGUACUACGAAACUUCGUGGCGCAAGGAACCCACGCAUCAGGGUGGAUUCCUGCUUGAUGGCGGCGUGCACUUUGCUGCUACGAUAAGGCUGAUGUUGAGUGGGGCGGGCGAGAAGAUUAAGACGUUGAGCGCGUUUACGACACAGUUGCAAGAGCAUCUUCGUCCUGUGGAUACCAUGAACACAACUCUUUUGUUGACUGGUGGAUCGUCGGGAACGUUUGCUGUUUCGUUUGGGACAACGGAUAAGGGGUCUGAGUACCUCGUUGCGUGCGAGGAGGGGAGCGUGCAUGUUAGUAUGGGGAAGGUAACUGUUAAGAAGUGCGGGGAGGUUGUGGAUGAGAAGCACUUCAAGGAUGAGGGGGGCCGUGGGAAGUGGAGAACGGAACAGAGUGGUGAGGCUGCAUUGGGCGAUUUGGAGAUUAUUGAGAUUGCCUUGAAGAGCGGCGAGCAGGGCGGGAAGCCGAUUGUGUUGCAGCAUCAGUAG
Parastagonospora nodorum SN15 is the source of this 993-nucleotide messenger RNA. RefSeq lists its product as hypothetical. Lineage: Eukaryota; Fungi; Ascomycota; Dothideomycetes; Pleosporales; Phaeosphaeriaceae. Gene Ontology annotation, cellular component: cytoplasm. Bases 1 to 993 code for a protein of 330 amino acids. The transcript has 3 exons. Gene Ontology annotation, biological process: NADPH regeneration. Gene Ontology annotation, molecular function: oxidoreductase activity; nucleotide binding. The record is from RefSeq and is a predicted model, not a curated record.